This is a messenger RNA of Actinia tenebrosa (Australian red waratah sea anemone), 2281 nucleotides long. RefSeq names its product glycine receptor subunit alpha-2-like. NCBI's taxonomy places the organism in Eukaryota, Metazoa, Cnidaria, Anthozoa, Actiniaria, Actiniidae. Gene Ontology annotation, cellular component: membrane. Gene Ontology annotation, biological process: monoatomic ion transmembrane transport. Gene Ontology annotation, molecular function: transmembrane signaling receptor activity; extracellular ligand-gated monoatomic ion channel activity. The record is from RefSeq and is a predicted model, not a curated record.
AGAGUAGAUACCUAGCCACGUAAUGUGCGCCACAUCGAUUGACUGAGAGCCGAACAAUGCCCAUGUACAGACAAAAAUAGAUUUAUAACCAAAUAAGGUAGUCGUCGACGCGUAACACCCUUCAAAUCAAAUCAGUAUUAUAACAAUGUGAGAAUAGCGGUUAAGGGAUUUGGAUUGUUGGUAAGCAAAUCCAAUUUAGUCCAAUUUGAGUAAAGAAAUCGUAACAUACCGCAUGACAGGUGCACCAGGUAGGGUAUGUAUGUAUGUAUUACUGACGUUUACUACAGCACAUUGACUCCCAACUCAACCUCGAACUAACUGAUCAAGAUCCUGCAUUGAGUGGUAGUUACAUCAAGCUGAGAGAGGAAGCCAUUCGCUUUCUUCAUAGUCUAUCUAUCGGCAAGUAAGAAAAAAUGAUUAUCUUUACUGUAUAUUUCUCUAUACUUCUCCUUCAUCAAGGCUCAGCCGAAAAGGCCAGUAUCGUCAAAGAACGAGACGACAUGGAUAGGAGAGAGAUCCCUAAUGCUACUAAGCUGAUGGAACGAAUGCUUCAUCCAAACAACUAUGACAAAAAUGCCAGACCAAACGCUGGAAAGAAAGCUGUUGAAGUCUACUUGAGCAUAGGUGUCCAAGCCUUCACUAGUAUCAAGGAGACAAAUAUGGAAUUCACCACGUCAAUGUUUCUACGCCAGGAAUGGACUGAUCUCCGAUUGGCUCACGGAAUGGAUGGAACCUUAUCGCUCGGGGGCAAAGACGUGGAUAAGAUAUGGCGCCCAGAUACAUAUUUCAAUAACAAUAACGAUUAUGAACUCCACGCAGAAAACCAAUUGGCAUUAAUUUCCAAAUAUGGCGAAGUGUAUUUUAGUGCGAGGAUGUUAGUUAGUGCGUCUUGUCAAAUGUACCUUCAAAACUUCCCCAUGGAUGUGCAGAAAUGUUCGCUCGUCUUGGAAAGCUUUGCUUACACUAACGACCACGUGUCAUUUCACUGGAAGUGGUCCAAACCUAUCACCAUCUUCAACAAAGAGCUUGCCGAGUUUGAUAUGGACAAAUGGGAGAUAGUGGAGAUCAACCAAACCUAUGUUGCAGGACGUUACAGAAACUUAAAGGUGUCGUUCACCUUCAGGCGCCGCCUUGGUUUUUAUCUCAUCAACUUCUAUGUUCCUUGUGUUGUCAUGGUGAUGAUGAGUUGGAUAGUUUUUUGGAUGGACUGCGAUUCUAUUGGUGAGCGUAUCUCACUUGGGAUCACAACUAUUCUGACGAUUGUCUUUUUACUUGGGUCCAGUAACUCGACAAUGCCGCGCGUCAGCUACCCCAAGAUGAUAGACUGGUACCUAAUGGGAUCGUUUCUGUUUGUCUUCACUACACUUAUCAUGUGCCUGUUGAUAUUCAUGCUGAACCAAAUGUCAAGAAAAGAACGAGUGUCUCUGCCAUUGGAUCGACCACACCCAGUACUCACUCCCAACUCGACUGCCACAACACCAAUGACCUCUCCUGAAGACAUUUCCCAUUACAUAGCAGAUUGCCAAGGAGCAGUUUACCCGAUCAUGCGCAGUCGUCUUCACACUCAGCGCAAGAAAAAGACCCUGGUCAUGAACCCAAAGUUUUCCAAGAGCUUUUGCGGAUUCCCAAGUCACGUGACCAGGGGCAACAUGGGACUUGUGUGCAACCAGUUAUGUAGGAUCCUAUUUCCUGUCUCAUUCCUGGUCUUCAACGCUGCAUACUGGACAGUGCUGGCAUCCUGAAUAACUGCAUGAAGAUUGUUAGACAGACAGACAGACUGAUGUGAAGAACUCCAUAUUGAUGUGGGUUGGGUACCUAGUGAUGUAGAACCCUUUGACCAGAAUUAACAACUUCAAGGUGAUGGUUAGAGUUGGUCACACUGAUAUGUCCAACCUGGUUAGUGUUAUUAGGAAAGGCAACUGCAAGUAUAGUGAAGCAAGCUCUUCUCCUAAAAAUGUGCAUGCUCCAUUGUAUUGCGCCCUUCGUCCUAUUGAAAUGGGCUGGAUCGUAACAUUCAGCCGAGUCCUUGGGUGUUGCACACUUAGGGACUUGUAAAACAGAUUCAAAAAUCUAAGUUUACAGGUUCUUGUGGCUCAGUUUUCAUAACCAUGUUGAAUAACUAGUUAGAUAAGAAAAGCAAGAAAACAGUAGAAUAGAUAUAAUGAUAUAGAUUAAUAAUAAUAUAAUAGAUAAUAGAUAUGGAAAAAUGCAGAAAUGUAGCAUGGAAAGAAAAGUAAGGCUUAUAUUCUUCAUCCAUAAGGUAAUGGUAUUCUGAAUAACU